AGAUACACACACAAACCACCGAGGAAGCAUUGCUGCUGCUGGGACAGGACGAGACUGGUCCUGAGGGAAAAAUCUCCUGUUGUUUAUUCCGAGGAAUGGGUCGACGCUACUCGUGUCCGCUGACGUUAACUAGCUCAGUUCAAAGCAAACACUGCAACGUCGCACCGUCUACCGGUGAGGUCACUGAGGCACAAAGCGGAGCGACCUGCGCGAGUGCGCGGACACAGCGGAGAUUCCUUCACAUCACAGCGGCUUUGUUCGUGCGCUGACUGACUGCUUGGCUUUGGAUGGUAUAUUUUCCGUCGAACCCUAUCGAUUAGACUAUUAUAAGUCGGAGAAGCGCGCGCUGAUGGAUCGUGGAUAAGUAGUUAUUGAUGAACACAGCGGGACUACAGAAGCGGAACCCAUAGGAGAAAAACAGAGCUCGACCGUACCGACACAUCUGAGUGCACUUCAUAACAACACAUCUUUGACUUAGCCAUCACCAUAAUUAGAGAACUGAGGUGAAACCAUGGCUUUGGUCUUAUCAAAGAACCCAUUUUGUGAACCCGAGGCUGAAGCACCGCCGUCAAUCUACCAACCGAUCUGGGAAUCUGAACACUGCAGUAAAAGCUGUGUCUCUACCCCCUCACCACCAGGGGGUGACACCCAAGGGCUCAGAGAAGAGCCCCAUUACAGACGAGUUCCUGAUCAUGUGAUGAAUCGUGUGGCCAUGUCACGGAUCUCCUAUUUCAAGAGGAAGUUUGUGGACGAUGAAGAACCUGUACUGAGCUUUAGGAGUUACUGUCACACUCAGGUUUCCCCAGUCCUGGAGGAGCGUGCUAACAUUCUCCGUCUCUCUCUGGAAAAGCUGCGUUUCAUGGAUGACCCCGAGUCCUUCUUGCGGCGGUCUGUGCUCAUCAACAACCUUCUCCGGCGUCUCAGAAACGAAAUCCUCCUCCAGAGCGACUGGUGUUUCCCAUCAGGUCAGACAACCAUGCCUUGUCCCCUCCAAACCCCAGCCACUCAGAAUACACCACUCCCCUCUCCUGCCCUGCAGCCCUGCAUGACGCCGCCCGGGUCGCAUCGUAAACGCCUGCGUCUGAUGAGGAGGGAAGGACAGGAGUGCGUCCCAGCCUGCUGCUGUUUAUACGCAGCCGGACGUUACCUCCAGCUCCCUCUGUCUGUGUACGAACGGGACGUAUACUCCAACUCUCGCCCUUCAUCAUCAUCUUCAUCAUCAUCAUCAGUUCGAUUUCCACAGCUGCGUGAGGAGGAGGAGGAGGAGGACAGUGAUGAAGAAGAGGGCUCUGUGAGUCCAAUGGUGGCUCAAGACACCAGAGAUCAGAACAGGACGAGCGAUGGUCUCCGGCCACAGAGCCACAGGGAUGACAAGAGCCUGGAAAAAGACACACAAAAAGGGAAAGAGAGGGUUAGAGGAGGGGAGGUUUCACAGCGGUGGCUUUCAGACACUAUAGGUGCUGGACACCAUGGGGCCCUCGCUAGGGCUCACGCCAGGGGAAAAUAACAAAUGAACACUUGCUGUGGAAACGAAAGAAGAAACUGGUUUCCAGCAGUCUCGUAGAUCAAUUUAACAAACCAGAAUAUCAAUGGUCAAUGACUUUGAAUUGCAUUGUGCUUUUUGUACUUCUGGAUUACGCACCACAAAAGGGACAGCAUUCACAUAUUGCUCUGUCUCUUGUGAAAACUACCAUACUGUGCCUUAAAUGCUCUUGUUUAAUCUGUUUACUGUGUUUGUGGAGUUUGUGGAUAUUCGUGACUGAACCACAGAGACAGGCACCAUGUGAAGUGGAAAAAAAGACAACAAUAAUAAUAAAAUGUUCGAAAUUUAAUUUUGUUGAUAUCAUAGGCACUUGAGAAAUGCAUGACAUGGGUUGCUUUCCAUGAUUAUCAUCACGUUUACAUGCAGUGGAUUUUAGCCAGAGUGCAUGAGGCCUUGAAGGUGGCCAACAUUUUUAGAACAAUCAUAUUCCCUUUUAGCGCCCUUAACAUUUCAGACAUUUACAUAUUCAGGAAACAAAACGUAUACAGGAAUCUGUGACAAUAUCACGGAUUCCAGUACAGAUAGCAGUGUCCAUGUUUAUCUGUUGUCUUGAGGUCCACUUAGUCCAGUGAUUCUUGGUACGAAUGAGAGAAUCUCCAAGUUUUUAUCUUCAUGCACUUUUUUUUAUAUUUGUUCUUUAUGCGUUCUACAUUUAUUUUUUUUAUUUCUAAAAACACAAAAUGGGAGACCCUCAGACAAGAGCAGAAUUUAUACUGGCAACCAUGCUGGUAGGAAAUGAAAUGAAAUCUUAAACAUCGUUCGGGUUUGAGUGUGUGUGUUUUUGUGAAAUGUGUUAAGAAUAAAGGAAUGAUCCUGAGCCCACAAUGUUCCCUUU
Molecule: messenger RNA, 2378 nt
Organism: Pimephales promelas (fathead minnow)
Lineage: Eukaryota; Metazoa; Chordata; Actinopteri; Cypriniformes; Leuciscidae
Gene: sertad4
Product: SERTA domain containing 4
Cellular component (GO): nucleus
Source: RefSeq, a predicted model, not a curated record